This is a messenger RNA of Eruca vesicaria subsp. sativa (arugula), 1455 nucleotides long. NCBI's taxonomy places the organism in Eukaryota, Viridiplantae, Streptophyta, Magnoliopsida, Brassicales, Brassicaceae. The record is from the annotation of a GenBank genome assembly.
CCUCAACUGAUUCGUUACGCAAAACCACACAGUAACCUACGUACGCCACUGCUCUUCUCACCGUUCGUCAAACUUAGAUUGUCACGUGUUCACUUCACAUCAAAUCACCAGUAAAUUUCUUUUUUCUUUAAAAAACGAAAAAGAUUCUAUUUAUAAUUCAUCUCCAUCUUCUUCACCAGACCGUGCGCACAAACUGAAGCAGCGAUCGUGUUCGGAGGAAGAAGAAGAUGACGUCGGACGGCGCGACGUCGACGUCAGCAGCAGCGAUGGCGGCGACGAGGAGGAAGCCGUCGUGGAGAGAGAGGGAGAACAAUCGGAGAAGAGAGAGGAGGAGAAGAGCUGUAGCUGCGAAGAUUUACACCGGACUUAGAGCUCAAGGUAACUACAAUCUUCCCAAACACUGCGACAACAACGAAGUCCUCAAAGCUCUUUGUUCCGAAGCUGGUUGGGUUGUUGAAGAAGACGGAACCACUUAUCGCAAGGGACACAAGCCUCCUCUUCUUCUUCCUGGUGACGUGGCAGGAUCAUCCUCACGAGCCACACCUUACUCAUCAUAUAACCAAAGCCCAUUCGAAAGUCCCAUCCUUUCUUACCAAGUCAGUCCAUCUUCCUCUUCAUUCCCAAGCCCUUCUCGUGACAACAACAUCUCCACAAUCUUCCCUUUCCUCAGAAACGGUGGGAUCCCUUCGUCUCUUCCUCCUCUCAGGAUCUCAAACAGUGCUCCCGUCACACCACCUGUCUCGUCCCCUUCAUCUAAACACCAAAAGACAUUACCCACUUGGGAGUCUUUCACCAAACAGUCCAUGGACAUUGCUGCUAAACAGUCUUUUAACUACCCGUUUUACGCUGUCUCUGCGCCGGCGAGUCCUACUCAUCAUCGUCAGUUCAAUGCUCCGGCUACUAUACCUGAGUGUGAUGAGUCAGAUGCUUCAACUGUUGAUUCGGGGCAUUGGAUAAGCUUUCAGAAGUUCUCUCAACAGCCUUUUCAUGUUGUUGGUUCUGUAGUGCCGGCUUCUCCUACUUUUAAUCUUGUGAAACCGCCUGUGCCUCAGCAGAUGUCUCCAAACGCUGGAGCGACACAGGAGAUUGGUCAAAGCUCGGAGUUUAAGUUUGAGAAUAAGCAGGUGAAGCCGUGGGAAGGGGAGAGGAUCCAUGAUGUUGCUAUGGAGGAUCUUGAGCUCACACUUGGAAACGCUAAAGGUCGUUAGUUGAUAUGAAAGAACAAAAAAGAAGAACCCUUUUGUGGCUAUGGUUUGGGUGUUAGUGUGUUGUUGUUCAGUUAUUUGGUUUUGGUUCUUUUACUAGAAUCUAUAUUCAUUUUACCAGUGAGUUUGUUUGACAAGUCAUUAUUUGUAGAUAGAAUGUUUAAGAUUCAUGUUUCUAUUAUUAUAUCAUUUCUUGUAGGUCUUUUGUAAGACAUUACAAAUAUUUUAUCAUGAAGUUACUUGAACUGGA